AUGUCGAAUUUUACCAAACGGAAAUCUAGUCUUUGCCCCACCAACGGUCGUCAAACCGUUGGAGAUGGGGCAUCUUUCUCUCUCGACACCGAUCCUAGUGUGCUUGCCGUCUGCCAAAUGCAGGGCACCGACGAUUUGUACUACUACUCUACUACCUUCUCUGGCGGACCCGGGACAGAGGGCAGCCCGGCGUCGAUUCUCUCCUCAUCCCCAACUGCUCUUUCUUCUUCCCCAGACUCUAAUUAUAUCAACAAACAUAUCGUCUAUCCCCAUGCUAAGCCCCCUAUUACGACCGUUGAUUGUUCUCGUGCUCGUGCCGCUGUUCCCGUUACGAUACCCACCAGGUCUCCGUCUGUGCUCUCCACUCCACCCCUCACCCCAGACGACGGCAGUGACUGUAGCGCCAACGGGUCAGACAUUGACGUCGACCAGAAGGAUGCACUGGAUUUCGUUAUGACGAUCUUCCCCCGCCAGGGAUUGAAAGCCUUGCCCUAUGCUAAACGUGUUACUAUCACCGCCUCAAGUCUCGGCUCCAAUUUUAGUGGCAUGGUAUUGGAGCUGCCGGGCAAGCCGAAAACUUUGUACGUCGAUGGCAAGAGCGCACAGUCUGUCAGUCUUCGAGAGAGUGUUGUUGCUCUUUUGGACCUUGCCGAUGAACAAUUGGCAUGCUCUGCCCUUGUCAUUGUGCUGGAAAGGUCUUCACCUACUUUGGGUCAGCUCCUCCAUUCUCUCAUGUACGUUGGAGGGUCUGUUGUGACCAAACCUCCAUUCGAGGUUGAUCCUGCUUUUGUCUUGGUGGGACUGGAUAUUUAA
Molecule: messenger RNA, 813 nt
Organism: Desarmillaria tabescens
Lineage: Eukaryota; Fungi; Basidiomycota; Agaricomycetes; Agaricales; Physalacriaceae
Product: ornithine decarboxylase antizyme-domain-containing protein
Exons: 5
Coding region: 1-813 (270 amino acids)
Biological process (GO): positive regulation of protein catabolic process
Cellular component (GO): cytoplasm; nucleus
Molecular function (GO): ornithine decarboxylase inhibitor activity
Source: RefSeq, a predicted model, not a curated record